Messenger RNA from Chelmon rostratus (copperband butterflyfish), 2675 nucleotides. It is a transcript of the gene bcl3, whose product is annotated as BCL3 transcription coactivator. The record is from RefSeq and is a predicted model, not a curated record. Gene Ontology annotation, molecular function: protein binding. NCBI's taxonomy places the organism in Eukaryota, Metazoa, Chordata, Actinopteri, Chaetodontiformes, Chaetodontidae. The coding region runs from base 362 to 1870 and encodes 502 amino acids. The transcript has 9 exons.
UAAAUGGAAGGCAGCAAGUCAUUAAAAGCAGAUGAGGGCUGGCGUAGCUCCACUGUACCUGCAGUUGGUAGGUGCGCAAGGAUACUCAUCUCCACAAAAGUUCUACUGGCUCCUCUUCGAAAAUUAAUUUGCAUUCCGAGCCCAUGAAUUAAUCGCUUAUCUAAAAUACACCAGUGACACAAAAGGAAACAGAGUGAUGAUUUGAUCGCUGCCCAUUCGAUUUCAUGGGGUUGGGAAUUGCGCACUAUUGGUCACUUUGGUUGGACUGAUUCCCACCAAGCUGUCACUGAGCGUCGAGACGUUGUCUUCACGCGCACACACCUGAAACUUCUUCAGAUCCUGAGCGCCUCGCCCCCAGUUGAUGCCGAGGAUUAUGACUAUGAACGGUGACCACCAGUCGGUCGCAACGGCGCCGCUGGAUCUACGCACCACUAACCGAGACCGUGGGAGCGCCGGGUCGAGGACUCCGGACUGCAAAGGUCGCACCAGGGACUCCCGGGUGACAGGCGGCUCACCUGCACACCCUGCGUGCACAGGAACGGGCAGUUUGGAAGUACGAUGCCCCGCCGUCAGAGGCGCACCGGGCACAGAAACCGGCGCUGCUCGCAAACGGCCAGCGGACAAAUCUUCCCUCAGGCUUCCUUUUAGAAAACGCCCGAUUCAUGUAGAGCCUGAGACGGAAAGGCAGUCACCGGCUCCAGAACCCGGUGCAGAUCGAUCCUCUCCUGCGGCAGACGCGGACUCCACAUUUCGGGAAAGUUUUGCCGGUCGAGCCGCAGAUGAAAGCAGGGUCGGCGCAGCACCAGUGACUCCCAGGCGGGAUGAAGAGACAGGACAGAGUCCACACGGAUACCCCAUACGCUUUUUGCACCCGUUUGAUUACGGUCACUACCCAGUGUACUGUUUGCCCCCUGUCCCAGAGCCGACCCACCCUCUGGACCACGAAACCGAAAACCUGCUGACUGGUAUCGCUCUGGCCACACGUCAAGAUGAAGAUGGGGACACAGCUCUCCAUAUAGCUGUGGUGCAGGGGAAGUUGGCUGUAGUCUACAAACUGAUCCAACUCUUGCUGUGGGCCCGCCGAAGCCUUGACAUCUACAACAACCUCCGUCAGACCCCCCUUCAUCUGGCAGUGAUAACCCAGCAGGCAACCAUGGUGGAAGCUUUGUUGAGAGAGGGGGCCGACCCUGCUGCCUUGGACCGUAAUGGCCAAACGGCGAUUCACCUCUGCUGCGAAUACGACCAGCGUGACUGUCUGUCUGUUGUGCUGUCUCACUCCUCAUCCCCCAAAUGUCUGGAGAUCAGAAACUAUGAGGGUUUGAGCCCUCUCCACCUGGCUGUGCUCCGUGGUCACAGACAUUUGGCCAGAAUGCUGCUGGAUGCAGGAGCUGACAUCAAUGCUAUGGACAUCAAGAGCGGCCAGAGUCCUCUCAUGCACGCAGUGGAGAGCAAUAAUGCAGACAUGGUCCACUUCCUCAUUGAGAGUGGUUGUGAUGUCAACAUCCAGUCAUACAGUGGGAACACAGCCCUGCACGGCGCCUGUGGCCGAGGUCAGGUGGACACGGUUCGGCUGCUGCUGAAGAGCGGAGCUGACAGCAGCCUCAAGAACUACCAUAACGACACCCCUGUGAUGGUGGCCAAGAACAAGAAAAUUGCAGAUGUGUUACGAGGGAGAGGCUCCAACCAGAUAAGAGUUCAAGACCAACACUGUGUGUCUGUCUCGUCACAUGGGAGCAACUUAACGGAAAAUGGGUCCCAUUCUCCCAACCAAAGUCGUGGAUGUUCGCCUUCGACUACACCACACAACCUUCAUUGUGGCACCUCCCACUCCCCAAAGACUCCAUCUGCGCUUGCAUUUCCAUUUUACUAGCUCAAAGUCAUUAUCCAGUGCAACUUGCAACUACCUCCACACAGCCAACCACAAGAGACUUAGGUUCCCGAGAGGACAUCCAGGGGACGGUUCAGCCAGUGGGAUGAUAGACCAGUAAGAGACUGCAUGUGAAAUCAGACUUCCCUUCAAGCUGACCUUCUUUUUCUGGACUCCAUGACAAAAUAUGUCAUAGUUGGUGUUCCUCCUUGGGUUUUGAUGGCCAGACAGAGCGCCUGCAACCUCUCUGCUCAUCCAGCUGCUGCACCGGCUGGACACUCCUCUAAUGACUGGGAGAAAACUGGUGACCUACAAGGUGUUGUGUCCAGCUGGAUUUCUCCACAUGGACCACUGCAUGCAAUCAAGGCUGAUCAUAAAGAACUGUUGAAACUGCCCGGAGGUGUCAGUAAAUGAUGGACUUGGACCUAAACUCAUUGAACUCUGAGUGUUUAAGUAUUUUGGCGUCUACUUUUUGAUAGAUGGCAUGAUAAAGACAGGAAAUGAAGGGAGAGAGAGAGAGAGAGAGGUGGGGGUUAUUACAUGAAACAAAUGUCCCCACCCAGACUUGAACCUGGAACUUUUUGACACCCUAUGUCUUUUAAAAAUUGUAUGCAGUCUCCUUAUUGUAAGGCUUGACAAUUUAACUUGACCUGCUUAAUAUUGCACAGCCAAAUGCCUUCCCUAUGCCUUUUUUUAAUAAUCUACGUCAUCCACAGUGCUUUUCUGGUCUGUUUGUGUGCAUGUGUAUGUGUUGUUUUAUCAUUUUCAAAAGUUGUAGAUAUUUUUUAUAUAAAAUUUGUCCAAUGGA